Diabrotica balteata is the source of this 1873-nucleotide messenger RNA. Lineage: Eukaryota; Metazoa; Arthropoda; Insecta; Coleoptera; Chrysomelidae. The record is from the annotation of a GenBank genome assembly.
CGAGAAUUGAAUCCAGAAACGCAUCUCCGUGGAAUUAAAUAAUUAAAGCUCUUAGUACUAAAUGCGCUCGCCAAAUCAUGUUGGUGAUAAAGCCAGUGAUCAUUGAUGUGUUUGUUUUUGGAAUUUUGUCUCUUGCAGAGUUUACUCUAGCAUUUGACUCAACUGCUAUAGAAUCCUUGUCCAAGAAGAGCUUAGAACGCAUUGCCAGGACAGCAGACAACGAAAUAAUUAGUAAUGAACUAAUUGAAAAUACUCUUAAACAUAUAAACAUUACAAAAUCACUUCGAAAAGGUAACAGGCGAACUGGUAGGAAGCGAGCUGGAAGUGCGCGUCCAUUAAAAAGAAGAGCAAGAAGGAGAAGGAUAGGAAACAAUUUAAACCGACAUAACAAUCGUAAUGCGUCCGAAUCGAAUACUCUCAAUAGAAGACCGGUCUUACGAAGAAGAAAAUUUAGAAAACGACGUAGGAAACAAAAAGUACCGGCACGAUUGGCAGAAGUAACUACGACGAAAGGGAUUAUUAUCUCCACAAAGACUGAUUCAAACGAUACUCUUAAUAAACUUAUCGAGAAACUAAACAAGAAUCCAGAGGACAAUUUUGACGAAUUCAAGUAUAAACAAAAAACUGAGAAAUUAGUUUUGGCCUCACAAAGUACGUUUUUUGACCCCCUAGCUAAUAUAACUGAUUUAGUUACAUCAAAUAAUGAAUCCAAGUUUACGACAACUGCCAAACACAAUUUUGAAAAGAAGUUCAGCCGUUGCCGAAAGAAUAGAGGUGGAUGUGCACAUAUCUGUAAUCCAAAGGGGAUUGUGAAAUGCUCAUGUUUGGAAGGUUUUUAUUUAGGUUCAGAUCAAAAAUCUUGUUAUGAUAUAGAUGAGUGUAAAACCAAUAACGGAGGUUGCGAAAAAGAGUGCGUAAAUCAAAUAGGAUCAUAUUCUUGUAAAUGUCCAACUGGAUUCACCACUGCCGAUGACAGAAAAUCCUGCCAGGAUAUCAACGAGUGCUUACUAAGAAAUGGACACGGGCCAUGCCAAGAUACUUGCCGCAAUACUUUUGGGUCAUACAAUUGUAGCUGUGCAGGUCUUAAAGGAACCAAAUUAAGUACUGAUGGCCACUCUUGCGAAGAUGUAGACGAGUGCAAAACUAAUAAUGGUGGUUGUUCCCAUAACUGCAUUAAUGCUCUUGGUCGCUCAUUUUGUAGUUGUCCCGAUGGCAUGGAGUUAUCCUCAGAUUGGAAAACAUGUCAAGAUAUAAAUGAAUGUGAAACAGAAGAAAUGUUACAAACCUGCAAAACCUGCAUUAACACUCAAGGCUCCUAUAUGUGCCUCGACAUGACAGAUAUGCAAAGCGAUCAGUCUACGAACAAUGUAGUAUGCAAACCUCUUUUUCCACCAACUAGAGGUUUCAUUAGAUGUACAAGAAAAGGAGCUUUCCAAUCGUUUACCAAAAAAGGUCGUAGAAGAAUUAUUAAUAGUCCUGGCACUGCUUGUGAACUUGUAUGUCCUUAUGGAUAUAAAUUAACAGGAGAUUAUAAUUUUGUGUGCGGAAUAAAUGGGGAAUGGCAAGGAAAACAAAAUGGAAAGUGUAUAGAAGCUCCACCACCCGUACUAACCUGUCCAACUUCACAAAAUUUAGUGACCGAAAACGGCACGGAUACGGUUCAUAUACGGUUCUCAUCGCCAAUUACAGACGUCAAUUGGAAAUAUGUGACAAGUUUUCCGAGCUGGGCCAAAAAUUUAGAAGGGACGCUAACAAAAGGCAAACAUGAUAUUAGAUUUACUGUCAAAGAUCCUGCUACGAGACUGUUUUCAUCAUGUUACUUUAUUAUAAAUGUAGACUAGGAUUAGAAUAAUUAUAUAAUCUUUGUAUUAAG